CAAAAACCUGUAUGAAAACUAAGAAAAGUUACCCAAGGGCUAAGAAAAAACUGCAAAAACAGAAAGGAAUGAAUAACAGACAAAAUGUUAGUAGUGGCAUUAAGUAUUAUUCUUAUGUGUACUGUGAUAGUCUUAUAUUUAAAGCUGCACAUGUUUACAACAUAAUAUCAAAUUUUUCAAGUUAUAAUGGAGCCUGUCUGCGUCUUGUGUCAGCACAUCUCCUUGGUUUUUGCUCAAACCAACGUCCCCAUGCACUGUUAAAGUCAAACUCUUCCUUCUUUGGCCCAUUGAUGAUUAUAUUCAAUACUUUGUCGA
This is a messenger RNA of Owenia fusiformis, 315 nucleotides long. NCBI's taxonomy places the organism in Eukaryota, Metazoa, Annelida, Polychaeta, Sabellida, Oweniidae. The record is from the annotation of a GenBank genome assembly.